Molecule: messenger RNA, 1133 nt
Organism: Frankliniella occidentalis (western flower thrips)
Lineage: Eukaryota; Metazoa; Arthropoda; Insecta; Thysanoptera; Thripidae
Molecular function (GO): pectate lyase activity
Source: RefSeq, a predicted model, not a curated record
GGAGGACGGUGAUCCCGACGAGCAUCGCGGAGCUGAAGGCGUACCUCGCCAGCAGCGAGACCCUCAUCGUCAACCUCAACACGACGUACGACUUCACGGACGCCGAGGGCUACAACACGACGACGGGCUGCUGGUACAGCGAGUGCGCCGAUAGCAACGCGGGCCAGAAGGCCCUGCCCCUGUACAACGCGUGCUCCGGGAAGACGAGCACGUCGGUCACGUACUCCGUGGCGGGGUCCAGGACGCUCGAGCUGCUGGUGGCCUCCAACAAGACGGUGAGGAGCACGAACGGGCUCGGAGUCAUCAAGGGGAAGGGCCUGCGGCUGACGGGCUCCAGCAACGUCAUCAUCCGGGACAUCACCAUCAGCGACAUCAACCCUCAGGUCAUUUGGGGAGGAGAUGCAAUCGUGUUUAACAAGGCAACCAACAUUUGGAUUCACAAGUGCACAAUCCGGAACAUCGGGCGGCAGCACCUCGUCUCGUACGUGCAGGAGAACACGGGCAUCACCGUGUCCUCGUGCCUGUUCGACGGCACCACGGACUACUCGGCCUACUGCGACGGCACCCACUACUGGCUGUGGCUCUUCUGGGGCACCCGCGACGAGGUCACGCUCAUCAACAACCGCGUCGUCAACGUGUCCGGGAGGACGCCGCACGCGGGCGGCGAGAGCUCCUCGGACAAAAGCCUGAUCCACUUGGUCGGCAACGAGAUGGACACCAACCCCCACCUCGGCAUCCAGUCGCAGGUCGGCGGCUACAUCCUCGCCGAGGGCAACAAGUUCAUCAAUUACUCGAACCCCGUGGCCGCGAGCGCCACCGGUGGCUACCUGGCCAUGGUCAACACGGCCGCCCAGGCGGCCGCCUGCAGCUCCUACUUCGGCGAGAACUGCACGGCCAACGCGUACGAGAGCACCACCGCGCCCACCCGCUGGGACCUGACCGUGCUCAACCAGUUCCAGUUCCUGGACAGGGCGGCCGUCAACGGCGCGCGCGCGGCCGUGUGCGAAGUGUGAGGCAGCAGCAGACAAGGAGGGAAGUACUUUACCGUCAUGAAGCACAGGACGACUCACUUAGGAAUUUUAAAGUCCGAAAUGUAUACAAAGUGGUUUGAAAAAGAAUCAUUUUAAGGAAAA